AUGAAGGCAGUUGUUUUAAAAGUUUUAUUUGGACUUUUAGUCACAGCUGCUACUUCGUCUGCUGUUUUACAGGUUUCAUCAGAUACAUUAUAUUCUGAACAAAGAACAAUUGUCGGUGAUGUCAUAGUUAUGGAUGGUUCUUCUUUAUUGAUAACACAUGACCCAGAAUUAGGAAUUUUAAGUGGUACUAUUUCAAACAAUGGUAACUUAUGUAUUGGUACCACUGAUACUACAAGUAUCAUGUCCAUUGAUAUACUUGCCACAAAUAUUGAAAAUAAGGGAAACUUAAUUAUUGAUAACGGGGUAGCUGGUGAUAAAACUACAACAGUCAAGGUUGCCUCAUUAGAUAAUAGUGGGAAUUUACUUAUUGAUUUAAAGGACUCAAUGGAAUCUUUAACUGUAACAAACUCAUUUGUUAAUACCGGUUAUAUGUCAUUAUCCCAUGUUACUCUUCAAGGCUACGAUGGUGUCUUUACCUUUAAAGGUCCAACAUCUGGUAUUACAAAUUCUGGUACUAUUGAUGUCAGUGGUACUAACAUCACAAUUGAUUAUCCAAUCUCUGGUGGUGGUUGUAUUUAUGGGAAUGAGUGGCGUACUGAUUUAACUGUCAACACUAAUUAUCAACAUGAUCAAACAUUUUGGAUGCAGAAGUCAGAUAGAGCAUCAUCAAUUACCUUACUUGGUGCUGGUAAAUAUAUUCCCGUUAUUAGAGGGUUCAACUCUGGAAACAAAAUUCAAUUUGGUAGAAAUAUUCAAAAGUACGAUGGUACUAUCACCACCCCAUCCUAUAAUCCAGACACAGGUAUUGUGACCACAUCAAACAUGUAUGGUACUUUCCAAAUUGAUAUUGGUAAGGGAUAUGAUGGAAGUAAAAUUAAAAGUGAACAAUCCAAUUCGUGUCCAACUGUUUCUGACUCCUCUUGCUAUGCACCAGCUUUAACAUACGGAGAUGAUGCUGUGGAACCGGCUGCAGCAACUGAAAGACCAACAUCAUGUGCUUCCAGGCCUGACCUUUCUAUGGCAAUUUGUAGCACCGUUCUUCCUUCUUUGUCUUCUUUUCCAUCAAGUUAUUCAACAUCCCACAUUUCCACUGGUAUCUCAUCAACCACAAAUAAUAAUGGACAAUGUGUGAAAACUGAAACUUCAACAAGUUACUUUUCAACACUACAUACUACAACGUAUUUCUAUUCUAAAGUCUCAACGAUUACUGCUCCAAGGACACGUACCUUUAUUACCACUUAUCAUACUAAAAUCUAA
This is a messenger RNA of Naumovozyma dairenensis CBS 421, 1257 nucleotides long. RefSeq lists its product as uncharacterized. The transcript has a single exon. Lineage: Eukaryota; Fungi; Ascomycota; Saccharomycetes; Saccharomycetales; Saccharomycetaceae. The record is from RefSeq and is a predicted model, not a curated record. The coding region runs from base 1 to 1257 and encodes 418 amino acids.